GCACUGCCAGUCCAAACAUCUUUUCCAGAGCAGCUCCACAUCACACCGCGUCCCGGAGCCGUUCACCGGAGUGCUGGGAUUUAACAAAGCAGCCGUACACACACCAGCGGAAAAAUAAGCUGACUUUUUCUUUUUUUGGAAGUUAAGAUGAGGAAUCUGCGGUUGUUGUUCCUCGUCGGGCUGGCGACUGGGUUUGUCAGUGAAAAACUCUUCGUCUCCUCCCAGUCACCCUUCUCCACAGCAGAUGACCUGUACCUAGAGGGUCGAACGUCAGGUGACCUCCCUAUAGAUGAUGAAGACGGUGAAGACGACGGCUCAGGCUCUGGGUCCGGAGACUAUGUUUUCCCCAACUUCACCGAGGAGAAACUCAUGAGGUUCCUCAACCUCUCCAGGACCACAGUCUCCAAAGAAACGGUUCCAAAUCAACCACAGCCAACAGCAGACUCUCCUCACGACCCACCAACCACAGCAGCAGAUAGCCAGGAUCCACCAACCACAAUGAAGGACUCAGAGGAAACUGAUGAGGAGGUGGCAGGUAUUGGCCCAACAGCUGACUGGUUCACACAGAAGACCAGUGUCAGGUCCACUAGAAUGCCUCCCAGUGAAACUACCACAGCUGAAUUCAGCACAGACAUCAGUGUAACCAAAGAUACCGAUGAGGACAACAGUCUGGAUAGGUGGGAUGCCACAACACCCAAAGACAAUGGAGAUGGAUUCCUGAUGAGCGAAAAUGAAAUUCUGGUCAAAAAUGGCCAUGGUGGCAGAUUAUAUGAGAUGGACUCUCCCAAAGAGGUGUCCUCUGAGAACUUGUGGGAGAGAACAGAAGUGCUGGCAGCUGUGAUAGCAUGCGGAGUGGUGGGAUUCCUUUGUGCUGUUUUCCUCCUCCUCCUCCUCGCCUACCGUAUGAAGAAGAAGGACGAAGGCAGCUAUGACCUGGGAGACACCAAACUUUCCACAACAACCUAUCACAAAGCACCGACCAAGGAGUUCUACGCCUGAGCUGGACUUUAAAUGCAAUCCGCCUCCUCCCUAUCAGGACUGAGAAUGGAUCUAUGAACAACUGAAGACGAUUCCUCUUGAUGAAGUUUGAAGUCAAGCACCUCUGUUCUUCUGCAGUGCUCCUUCCAUUUUCUUUCUUUCAUCUUUCUUACCUUCCAACUGUUCUAGACUAGGAAAUCAACUUUAAAGUAUUGAUAUCACUGUGCCUUUUAAACCUACAUUACUUCUCUAAACUGAACCACGAUGGGUCAGGCUUCCCUUCUGCUUUGCAGACAAAUUAAUUGUCCCAUUUAGCCUGAACUGUCCCAGCUCAGCUAAACAAAAUUGAGGUUCAAGUUCACAGAAACCUAAGAAUAGCUUUAAUGCAUUUUGAAUGCUGUUAUUAGAAAGGGUACCAGAUCAUGGGAUUAGUAUUAAUCCCUCCAAAAAUGUAAACCUUCUUGCCUUUGUUUGAAGUCAAAUUUGCUCUGUUUGUUACAUUUUUCUUUGUUACAUUUCAUUUUCUGCAGCUUUCUUUGCUGAAUUGAAGAUUUUUUGUUGUUAUGAGGAAUGAGUAUGUUUUGUUUUUUUCAUAUGCUGUCCAGUAUUGGUAUGAGAGAUUUUGUUACUCUGCAGGUACAUAUUUUUGUUUUGUUUUCUCAGAUAUUUGACUUAUUAUAGAACUGACCAAAUAUAAAUGUGCUUUAUUUGUCUUUUGGAAAAUUAUUUUUAGUAGCUUUUUCUGUGUGUUUUUUUUUUUUUUUUUUUUUUUUUUUUAUGUUUAGAGAUUAUAUCUCCAUAAGCCAUUUUUAAAGAGAUUUCAGUUUUGUCAUAGUAUUCAGCCAGCCUUAAGAAGUUAAAAGUCCCUCACUUGCAUCUGUCCAACAUUAGUAAACUUUAUUUUAUUUGUUUACUGAGGGCAGCAAGCACAUGGGACAGCAUUGCUAAGGUAGAGCCAAGGCUAAUGUCUAUCAUUCAGAAACCGUAGAAGUGACCAAGGUUUUCUGACGACAGCCAAACGCAUUCCUUUCCGACUGUCAACUGUAUACAACUACAAUAGCAGGUUUGAAAUUAAGGGGACAGUGACAGUUUUUAGUGUCUAAAGUCAGGGCUUAUUCACACAGCAGGUCUUGAGAGUUAAAAAAAAUGCAGUGAACUCUAGGUGUCUGUUUAACUGUCAACUGUAUUUGCUACUUACAAAUUCUUUUUAAUUAGUCACAAUGCUCCUCUGAGUGUAAGCACGUCAGGUUUUAAACAUGUUUCCUCAUCAUCAGUCUUUACCUCAGCCAGCCAACCAACCAAAGAAGCAGGGGAUCUGUUUAGAAACUUUUUAGAGCUUCAGUAAGGAUACACUUAACCGCAACGACAACAGGGUGGUAUUCCCUUUUGAGCAUAAAAGCAUAUUAUUUUUACUUGUAUACACCCUGUUAAAUAUAUAUUUUAGUGAAAAUACUGGGGAUUUACCCUAUGUAUAGUCUUUGAUGAAUUUAACCAGCUGCCUACUGCUUAUUAUGUGUCAAAGAACAAUGCUUAGCCUCUUAUUGAAGCAGCUCUGUUGGUGGCCUAACAAUCUUUAUGAAAAGGUCAAAUAAUUUUUUUUUUUUUUUAAAGCCAAUUUUGGUUAUCAAGAUUACUGGAAUAAGCAGAGAGGUGUGGCUAUAAUUGAAUAUAGCCACACGUUCUCAUUAAAAUUGGUGUCAGAUUGUUUUAUUUCUCUUGUUCUGACUUUGUUGACUUUGAGUUUAAUGUCACAUAGCAAACCAUUUAAUCACUAUAGGCAUUUCCUUACAGCAUUGUAAUGGCUAUUUUUUUGUUUUUAGAUCAUCUUGUGUCAAAGGUUACUGCCCCUAUCUGCUGCAAACUUUGUAGCCGCAGUUUCUAUUAACAGUUUGAUUCCCUUCAUCAGGCAAUGUAACAUCAGUGAAAGUUGGUGUGUGAGUCUACAUAUAUCUUUUGUCCUUUAGUCGAGGCUACUUAAUAGUGUUUACAUGAUAUAAUUUCCUUUGCCAUAAUAGAAAAGACUAUUUUAAAGCUGUUCUAUUUUAUCUGAAUGCAAACUCAAACUACCUAUUGAUUAUGGCCUGAAUAAACAGGACAAUCUUAUCACUAACCCACUGUGACUUACUGUUGAUAAAGGUGGAAAUUGGUUGGGUACUUGAAUCCUCAGUGCCUCAAACAUUGUACACAUUCAUUUACAGUACUCUUUCAGAAUUCUAGCUGUGCACAACCACAAAUGUAAUAGCUAUGGGAAAACCCUUGACUUGAUUUCUGUUGUCCAUACCAACAGAAAUGUCAGAGAAACAUUCAUACUGACAUAAACCAUACCCACAGAGGGUUAAGACAGCGGGUUAGCGCUUGCCGACAGUCACACAGGUGAUGACACACAAUAAACUUUCUCUUCAAGGUAUGUAGGUUUAUAAAGUAUGUUGCUGAUACUAUAAUUUAUAUGUAUUAAUUUAUACUUGCUUAGACAAUAAUCCAGGUUAAUAUGUCAGUGAUAAAUUGGGAUUGUACAGUAUUUACUCAUGGUCACAGCCUCUUUGUGCCUACUGCUCAGUUUGUUUUAUAUUUAUGUUUUUAGUGUAUUUGACAAGCCUCGGUUCAAUUCAUUUUCAAUUUCAAUAUCAGUUGUGUAGCUUUCUAGAAAUACUUUUUUCCUAUGAAAAUAUUUCAAAAAUGAUCAAAGCAUAAGAAUAAGUUUCUUGUAAAUAUACUGCGGCUUUCAUUUUUAUUUUAAUCAAAGUUGAAUAUGAAUUGACUGAAGCCUUGAUUUUAACAAAUAAACACCUACACAAUGAAGAGGACCAACCAAAAAUCAGCAUGGAAAUAAAAUGGUGACUUAAGCACACGCGGUGGCCAAUAGAGAACUGUGUUGCUGAAAUUGUGUAUCUUAAGAGGUUCACUACUGAAUAAAAGACGUGGCUUUAAUGGAACUCUAAAA
Dicentrarchus labrax (European seabass) is the source of this 3919-nucleotide messenger RNA. Its product is annotated as syndecan-2. The transcript has 6 exons. Bases 148 to 999 code for a protein of 283 amino acids. The record is from RefSeq and is a predicted model, not a curated record. Gene Ontology annotation, cellular component: cell surface; membrane. Gene Ontology annotation, biological process: cell migration. Lineage: Eukaryota; Metazoa; Chordata; Actinopteri; Moronidae.